Histoplasma capsulatum G186AR is the source of this 1176-nucleotide messenger RNA. RefSeq lists its product as uncharacterized. Lineage: Eukaryota; Fungi; Ascomycota; Eurotiomycetes; Onygenales; Ajellomycetaceae. Bases 1 to 1176 code for a protein of 391 amino acids. The transcript has 2 exons. Gene Ontology annotation, biological process: protein phosphorylation. The record is from RefSeq and is a predicted model, not a curated record. Gene Ontology annotation, molecular function: ATP binding; protein kinase activity.
AUGGAUUUCGAUGGGUGGGCCGCAAUGACGGUGCUCACCGAAUUUCUACAAAUAGACAAAGUACGCGGCGGUGUGUUUCUAUCCCAUCUCAACGUUCUCCUUCAUUGUUGCCAAGUUCAGCUCAGUGCUUCUUCCCCACAAAACAGAGGACUGUUCAAUGUCCUAUAUACACAGCACCCUGGUUCAUUGUCCGGUUUACAAGCUCUUUCUAAGAUGCCUCCCAAAUUGGUUGCAGAGGGCAUGAUCCAGAUAUUAGGUCAGACCGCCAAUAGCGUUGUGUAUGCCGUAGCGGACGACAGCGAUACGGGCCGCGCAAGAGACAGCGUUUCAGUCCUCAAGGGUGGAACAGUUUGGUACAGGGGUCGGGAGGCGCUUGGUCCGGGCCAAAGCGCUGAAGAAUCCGACGAGAGAGCACGCAAGGAGGCCGAAAUCUACGAAGCUCUUGGAAAGCACGACCGCAUCCUCAACUUUAUUGCUCUUGAGGUAGCCGACGUAGAUGAGGGCAUGGAACCAAAAGCAUGGGCACUGCGCUUGGAGCGGGCUCCGCAUGGUCCCUUGCGAGAUUGCAUCGUGAGCAGCCAAGCGAACCCGCCUAAUGUGCAGACCCGACUGGAGAUGGCGAUUCAAUUCGCGGAGGGUGUUGCACACAUGCACCGGCAUCGCGUUAUUUGGGGUGACCUUUCAACCCGCAAUGCGCUUUUGUUUGACAAUUGCUACGUCAAGUUGGGUGACUUUGCCGACUCGGAUGUGGUGGACAAGUAUCCUAAUGACUGGUACGGUUGCGAAGUCCGCUACUGUCCACCUGGAUCAGCUAGGCCCAAUAAUCACAUUGUCGGUACUGUGAAUCGCGAAAUAUUUGCUCUUGGGACUGCUAUUUAUGAGAUCACUGAAUGGAAAGUGCCGUACGGUCCCCCGGUUGAGGUGUUGGAGGAUGAAGUUAUUGCAGCUCUUGUUGACGGAAAAUUGCCAGAGUUUAAUGGUGACAACGCUGCUGAGGCUGUUAUUCGUGGGUGCUGGGAGUACAAGUAUAAAUCAUCUCAACAGGCCUUGGAGGAUUUGCAACGGCUUAAGGGAAAUUCAAUACGGCACAACGUUGGCGGGGUGGAAAGUUUGAAACUACUGGUAUUAAAUGGUUUGGAGUAUAUGAAGAGACUCUUUUUAUGGAGCAAAACCUGA